CUUUAGGAAAAUCUCAUUUGAGUCUCACAACAACCUUGUGAGGAGUUUGAAUCAAAGAAAACAUGCUGACCCGAGCCUCCUUUCAGUCACUGUUACUCCUUUUACUUUAUUUGAUGACUGGAUAUGGUCAAGAUGGGGUAUUCAGUGGACCUUUGAAACCCAUGACAUUUUCUGUAUCUGAAGGUGAAGAAAAAAAUAAUCAAGUUAUAUUUCAGUUUAAGACUGAUGCUACCAAUGUGAAAUUUCAGUUAAGUGGUGAGACAGAUGACAUUUUUUACAAUCCAGAUGGAAUACUGUAUUAUAAUGGACUCCUGGAUAGAGAAAAGAAAGCUGUCUAUGUACUCCAGGUAGAAGUCUUGGAUGCUGGAGGGAACCAAGUAGAAGGCCCAGUUCCUAUCACAAUUGAAGUUCAAGAUAUUAAUGACAACCGUCCUGUCUUUCUCCAGACACAAUACAAUGGAACUGUAAGGCAGAAUUCACGCCCAGGAAAGCCCUUUGUGUAUGUCAAUGCUACAGACCGGGAUGAUCCCACCACUCUCCAUGCCCAGCUUUUUUAUCGAAUUGCUGUCCAGCUUCCCAAGAUAAAUGAUGUGAUGUAUUUUCAGAUAAACAACAAAACAGGUGGAAUCUCCCUUACCCAAGCAGGGUCACAGGAAUUAGAUCCAUUUAAGAAUGCACGUUAUGACCUCGUGGUUUCUGUGAUGGACAUGGGAGGUCAGACAGAAAAUUCUUUCAGUGAUACUGUACCUGUGAAUAUUGUUGUGGAAGAGAACAUUUGGAAGUCACCAGAGACUAUCAUUGUUAAGGAAAACUCUACUGAGCCUCAUCCUAUCAAAAUCACUCAGGUGCAGUGGAAUGAUCCAGGUGCCCACUACUCCUUAUUUGAAAAGGAGGCACUACCUCAAUUCCCAUUUUCAAUUGACCAUGAAGGAAUUAUCUAUGUGACACAACCCUUGGAUAGAGAAGAAAAGGACUCGUAUGUCUUCUAUGCAACUGCAAAGGAUGACAACGGACAACCCCUAGCAAGACCAUUAGAAAUUCAUGUUGAAGUUACAGACAUUAAUGAUAAUCCCCCUGUUUGCCCUGCUUCAGAGACAGUAUUUGAGGUCCAGGAGAAAGAGAAAAUAGGCAGCAAUAUUGGAGUUUUCCAGGCCUAUGACAUGGAUCAGAAAGACACCGUUAACAGUUUUUUAUAUUAUUCAAUUGUGGAACAGAGUCCCUUGCUUCCAAGUGAUGGUCUCUUCUAUAUUCAAAAUGUUGAUGGAAUUAUCCAGUUAGCUAAAGGAUCCUUAAAAAAGCAAGACCAACCUCAGUAUCAUCUGAAAGUGCAAGUGGCAGAUCUAGCUUUCAAGACAAUCUGUAACGUGACAAUAAACAUUAUUGAUAUCAAUGAUCAAAUCCCCAUUUUUGAAAAAAAUGAUUAUGGCAAUCUGACUAUUGAUGAAAGUGUUGCUGUUGGAACAACAAUUCUCACCAUCCAGGCUACAGAUGGGGAUGAACCAUUUACUGGGAGCUCCAAAAUCCUGUAUAAUAUUGUCGAGGGGGACCCUGAUAGAAAAUUUGUGAUCGACACUGAUCCCUUGACUAAUGCAGGAUAUGUCAAGAUAGAUAAGCCUCUUGAUUUUGAAACAGUGCCAAUAUACUAUCUUGUGAUCAAGGCUGAAAAUCCCGAGCCACUUGUGGAUAAUGUGCAGUACAAUUCAAGCUCCUAUGCAAGAUUUAUUCUUCGGGUGUCAGAUGUGAAUGAGCCUCCUCUAUUCUCCCAGGCAUUGUAUGAAGCACAAAUAUCUGAAGAUGCUGAGAUAAACAACAAAUUGAUUACAGUGAAUGCCACUGAUCCCGAGGGAGAGGCAAUAAGUUACUCCCUGAGUGAAGACACCCAAGGCUGGCUGAGAAUUGAUGGAGUCACUGGUGAGAUCUUUACCAUGGGACACUUGGAUAGGGAAACUGCAAAGAAUUAUCGAGUGAAAGUAAUAGCCACUGAGAAAGGUGGAUCCUAUCUGACUUCAUCAGCAUAUUUCCAAUUAACCCUCCUGGAUGUGAAUGACAACCCUCCUCGGCUAAAGAAAGACUAUACUGGCUUCUUCUUCUGCCAUCCACUUACUGCACUGGGAAGUGUCAUUUUUCAAGCCACUGAUGAUGACCAGCAACCACCUUGGGGUCCACAGUUUGAUUUCUCCCUUGGGAAUGAUGGGUUGCAGAAUGAUUGGGAACUUUCCAAAAUCAAUGGCACCCAUGCUAAACUUUCCAUGAAACACACAAAUUUCGAAGAGAAGGUGUACGAAGUUUCAGUUAAAAUAAAUGAUAGGGGAAUACCACCUUUAGAAAACACUGUCUCUUUCCCAGUCACUAUGUGCAAGUGUGCUACUGAUGGAUGGUGCUUCCAGCCAGUGGAUUCUCUUCCUGGGUUACCCACAACAGGCAUGGCAAUUGGCAUAUUCCUAACUGUUUUUUUGAUCGUUGGUGUGACUUUAACAGCUACAUUUAUCCAUUUGAAGAAAAAGAAGAAUCAAAAUGAAACCAAUUUAGAAAGUGCUCAGUCACCUGAAAAUGUACCUCUAAGGACAUGAUUAUCAAGGGCAGUUUUUGAGUUUAACUACCACAUGCAUAUUUGCCAGUGUGACCUUUUGUUCCAUCAUUAUGCUUUUUGAAAAAUGUAAAAACAUCAACCAAUAUCUGCUCUUUCAGAUUUUUGACAGAAAGUUCCUCUCACCCAAUCUUUAGUUACUUUUAAAUGUUAUACAGGCACAUACUUUCCAUUCUUCCAUGGCAUGUUUCUUCUACGUCACCCUUGGUUAUUUAUCCAAGAGUUUGAAUGAGCAUUGAGACCCAGGAGGCCUGGUACUAUAGUGGAAAGAGUACAAGGCUAGGAGUCAGAAAGCGAUGGAUUCAAAUUCUGUCCCCAGCACAAACUAGGCUGUGUGACAAUGGGCAAUGCAAUUCCCAUCCUGACAAAAUCACAGAUCCUCAAGUAUUUAUAGUCAGGACAUGGAAACUGCCGUUUGUUUAGUACCAUUGCAGAAGGGAAGACAGUAUCUCUCUCUCUCUUGGUACAAGUUCUGCUACAGUAUUUCACUGCAUAAUCGU
Molecule: messenger RNA, 3087 nt
Organism: Phascolarctos cinereus (koala)
Lineage: Eukaryota; Metazoa; Chordata; Mammalia; Diprotodontia; Phascolarctidae
Source: RefSeq, a predicted model, not a curated record